AUUCAGUUGAACUCACGGUCUGAAUGCCGUACGCACGCUGGACUCCUGGACUCAUUUGUUUGUGCAUGAGAUGAAAAUCAUGGAAUUAAUACUCCUAUCUGGACGUGCUCAAUAUGACGGAGUGGACACAUGGUUGAAACAUCGCAAGAAUGAGUCGACAGGUGAGGGGAAUACAAAUAACCACCAGGCUCAUUAAGGUACCCCUGGCAGUGAGGUUGGAGAUUGGCAGAACCCAUUAAGAGGCAGACCCAGGCGCUGCCACAUCCAAGAGAAUGAGGAUCAAAUACACCAUACCCAUCGUUUUUUUUGUGGCGCUCGUUAUCAUCGAGAAGGAGAACAACAUUAUCUCAAGGGUGUCGGAUAAACUGGCCUCGAAGCAGACCCCCCAGACCCCGAUACAGCCCUCUGCGGACGUGCUGCUGAAGCAAAAUGUUUCUUUCUACCCCGCGGGCAAGCUCAGCUCACCCUUCAUGCUGAUGAAGCGGCGCCUAGAGAACUACAGUGACUACUGGCAAGGGGUGGCAAAUGGCAGGAAAGACAUUCUUCUUCUGGCCACGACCAGAACCGGUUCGUCCUUUGUGGGCGAAUUUUUUAACCAGCAGGGCGACAACAUGUUUUACCUCUUUGAGCCUCUGUGGCAUGUGGAAAAGAUGCUGACGCUGGAGACAGGCGGUACAAACGCCACAGCUGCCGCCAAAGCGUACCGCGACGUUCUCAGACAGCUCUUCCUGUGCGACUUUUCACUGUUGGAGAGCUUCAUCGAGCCUCGCCCCGUGGAUCACAUCACCGCCUCGCUCUUCCGUAGGGGAUCCAGCAGCUCCCUGUGCGAAGAGUCCAUCUGCAGCCCCUUCGUCAAAGGGGUCUUUGAGCGCUACCACUGCAUGAGCAGGCGCUGCGGGCCCCUCAACCUUACCGCCGCAUCUGAGUCGUGCAUUCAGAAAGAACACAGAGCCAUCAAGUCAGUAAGGGUGCGCCAGCUGGAAACGCUCCGUCCCCUGGCCGAGGACCCUCGUCUGGAUAUGAAAUUCAUCCAACUGGUUCGGGAUCCCCGGGCGGUACUAGCCUCUCGCAUGGUGGCCUUUGCCCCCAAAUACAACAACUGGAAGGAGUGGGCCGUGAAUAGUGACGUGCCUAUGGACGAUGACGAGGUGAAGAAGCUGAAAGUUAACUGCAACAACAUUAGGAUGUCAGCAGAGAUGGGCCUCAGGCAGCCUGCUUGGCUGCGCGGCCGCUACAUGCUAGUGCGCUACGAGGAUGUUGCUCGGUUCCCCAUGAGGAAAGCAGCUGAGAUGUAUCAGUUCGCCGGGAUCCCGUUCACGCCGCAGGUCAAAGCGUGGAUCCUGAAAAGUACGCAGGCCUCCAAGGAGACCGACGGCGUUUACUCCACUCAGAAGAACUCCGCCGAGCAAGUGGAGAAGUGGCGCUUCAGUUUGCCCUUCAAGAUAGUCCAGGUGGUCCAGAAAGUCUGCGGGCCCACACUGAAACUCUUCGGGUACAAAUUUGUCAUGAGUGAAGAGAUGCUAACCGACAAGUCGAUCAGUUUGAUCGAAGAUGUUUUGUAGACCUCAACGGACACAAAGUUCUAUUUAUUAGUCUCGUUUAUCAUAAAACAGAUUGUUUUAUUCUGAUAUUUAACACGUUUUUACUUUGUUUUACUAUUUAAAAUAGCCAGAGGAAGACGAUUUAGUGUUGAACACAAAUUGCUUAUUUUUAAACAAGCACAGCAUGUGAAAAACUCGCUUUAUUUUUAUUUGCACUCACGACCAAUUUGUCGCUCCAACAUAAACUGGCUUGUCGUGCGAGUUGAAUUUCUGAGCAAAUAGAUGCAUUCCUAGAAGAGAAAGUUAAUGGGGGGGAAGUAAACUAUAACAAGCUGGCUCUGGGAACCUUCACUAGCAGUUUACAGCUCCUGAGUUGGCAACCAAAGAAACUCCAAAUGAAGCGGUAGUUUUUUUUAGAAGAAAAAAGAAGAAGAGCAGGAAGAGGGUGUUUAAUCAGUAUUCAGUUCGUUCUCCUUUGCAGCAUGUUGUUCACGCGUAUCGCUAACUGUUUGAAGUUGUCGUAGCAACUGUAAGGACCAAUUUUGUGAAACCAGAUGUUUACAUUGCUGCCCAAACGCAAACAUUCCGGACCCUGCAGCUGGUUUGCAGACUGGUGCGACAUUUGUUUGCGUGUCUCACGUUUGCAGACACAAAUCUCUUGGCCGUUGGUAAACUUGAAGAAGAAGGCAUUGAUACCGUGUUUAGCAUGACCUCAACAUUCAGAUUAUGUCUUUAUACUUUCGUGGCAAUAAACCUGC
This is a messenger RNA of Corythoichthys intestinalis (scribbled pipefish), 2299 nucleotides long. RefSeq names its product carbohydrate (chondroitin 6) sulfotransferase 3b (gene chst3b). Gene Ontology annotation, molecular function: chondroitin 6-sulfotransferase activity; N-acetylglucosamine 6-O-sulfotransferase activity. Gene Ontology annotation, cellular component: trans-Golgi network; Golgi membrane. Bases 273 to 1562 code for a protein of 429 amino acids. The record is from RefSeq and is a predicted model, not a curated record. Gene Ontology annotation, biological process: N-acetylglucosamine metabolic process; carbohydrate metabolic process. NCBI's taxonomy places the organism in Eukaryota, Metazoa, Chordata, Actinopteri, Syngnathiformes, Syngnathidae. The transcript has 3 exons.